This is a messenger RNA of Insectozyma verbasci, 1626 nucleotides long. NCBI's taxonomy places the organism in Eukaryota, Fungi, Ascomycota, Pichiomycetes, Serinales, Debaryomycetaceae. The record is from the annotation of a GenBank genome assembly.
AUGAUGGCAUCUAUAAUUGAAAAAAGACCCAAUGAAGAUGCUUUAGCACAACCUAAAAAGACUAAACAACCGAAACGAAUAAGUAGAAAAUAUAAAUCAAAGAAAAAAGCAAUUGAUCCAACUUCUCCCCAAGGUGUACUUGAAUUUGAAAUUGAUGAUUUAUUAAAAGAACAUAAUCUAACAAGAGAAGAUGUGCGCAAUGACAUGAAACCAAUACUCAACGAUCCAACAUAUGAAUCAAAAAUCCAUAGAACUCAAUCGGAUGUUAAAAUAUUAAAAUUUACUUCAAAUGGUGAUUCAUUAGCCAUGGUUGAAAAUCCAAUAGAUUCUACUAAAAAGCAAAUUUUACUAAUCCCAUUCGGUAUGCCUGAUGAUAUAGUAACUGUUAAAAUUUGGAAAAGUCAUCCAUUAUAUUCUGAAUGUGAUUUAAUAUCAGUUGAUCAACCAAAUGAAAAACGAGAUGAAAGUUUAAUUAAUUGUAGAUAUUUUGGAUUAUGUUCUGGUUGUCAAUUUCAAAAUAUUUCAUAUAUUGAUCAAUUAGAAAUUAAAAGAGAUACAAUCGUAAAUGCUUUUAAAUUUUUUGCUCCAAAUUUAACCAUACCUGAAAUUUCAAAAACUCAAGAAUCACCAUUACAAUAUAAUUAUAGAACAAAAUUAACACCUCAUUUUACAUUAACUAGACAUCAAACAGGUAAAGAUUUAUCUGAAAAGCCAAAUGUAGGAUUUGGAUGUAAGGGUAAACCAAAAUUUAGAUAUCCAGAUUAUGAUUUUCCAAAAGACGGUAUUUUAGAUAUUGAGGAAUGUUCAAUAGGUACUGAAAUUAUAAAUAAGGGUAUGGACAAUGAACAAAAAUUACUUGAAAAGACAUAUAAGAAUUAUGAAAGGGGUGCAACUAUAUUAUUAAGGGAAGAUACAAAAGUCAAAGAUGAGAACUUUGUUUUAGGUAAUGGUUCAAAAGAUCCAGAAGGGAAUAUUUCAAAUAUUGAAGUUCAAAUAGAUGAUCAAAAUCUUGUUAAAACUUGUGUUACAAAUACUAGACAAAUAGUUCAAGAAAUUAUUGAAGGUUAUAAAUUUGAGUUUUCAGCUGGUGAAUUUUUCCAAAAUAAUAAUUCAAUAUUACCAAUAGUGACUAGAUAUGUAAGAGAUAACUUGUUUGCAAAUGUUAAUGAAGAAAAUUAUCUUGUUGAUGCUUAUUGUGGUUCUGGACUUUUUUCAAUAACUUGUUCUCCAAAAGUUUUGAAAGCAAUUGGGGUUGAAAUUAGUGCUGAUUCAGUGAAAUUUGCUAAAAGAAAUGCAGAAUUAAAUAAUUUGAAGAAUACUAAAUUUAUGACUGGUAAAGCUGAAGAAAUAUUUAAAAAUAUAGAAACUCCAAAUGAUAAAACUUCAAUUAUAUUAGAUCCACCAAGAAAAGGAUGUGAUGAAUUAUUUCUAAAACAAUUAUCAGAUUAUAAACCAGUAAAGAUAGUUUAUAUAUCUUGUAAUGUUCAUUCACAAGCAAGAGAUUUAAAUUGGUUUAUUAAUGAAAGUGAAAAUGGUAAAGAUUAUAAAAUAGAAAGCAUAAAAGGGUUUGAUUUUUUUCCACAAACACAUCAUGUUGAAAGUGUAGCAGUAUUAUCAUUAAAAUAA